AUGGAUAGACGGGAAGAUUUGAAGAACUGGUUCCACAAAAUGGGAUACGAUGUUAAAAAGUUUCCAAAGAACAUAUCUAAUUUCUGCAACAAUUCAAAUGUAUUUGUAUGGGAACAAUUAAUGGAAUACGUGCGACCCUUAAGUGAAGUGGAAAAUAUAAAGAAGCAAAUCCUAGUAUCCCAGCUAUCGAACAAGAAUUUAGAUGAACUUCAAAGACUGAAGCAUUCAUCGAAAGAAGUAGAAUUGUAUUUAAGGAAAAAAGAGCUCCAAGAACAAUUAACGUUUAUGCGUUACUCGAUAUCUCAAAAGGAGAAUUUAAACUCUAAGCUUCAGGAAGAAAAUAAAAUUAGUAGAUUUACCUUGCAAAAAAUGAAUUUGGAAAUCGAAGAUAAUGAACAACGAGAAUACAUGUUAAGGGAAAAAAUGAAGCUAUUAAACAAAGAUAGGCAAUUUGCUGAAAGUAUACUAGAAAAUUUAAAUGUACCAACAUUAGUGAACUCAGGAGACUCCAAUGAAAUAAUGCAUGAUUUAUCAGAGUUAAAAAAGAAACUGCAAACAGAUAUAGAGGAGUUGCAAUUACCUGCCAACAACGAUGAUACAAUUUGGACUAUCAACAAAUUGCUGCUGUCUUCGAAGAAAAAUUCAAGAUAUAGCAGUACUCUUUCAAUCUUCAAUUCCAACACCAAACAUAGAUUCACCUCAAAUACCAAACGUCGAAUUUCCAAAUUGCCUUUCGACACCAAUCCCAAUAAAGUCACCAAAUGCCUCUUUCCUGAGAAAAAUCCUGGCGUAAUGAAUUCAACAUCCAAUCAUGAUACUAUCUCAGGUUUCGCUACUCCUUCAGUUCAUUUAGGAAUGCCUAAUACAAACAAAUCCCCGUUAAAUGAAUCGUUUAUUAAACAACUAACCUGCUUGCCAACUGCAAAUGAAGUAAAAAAAUUUAUAAGCAAAUACAACAAAGAAGAUAUUUGGAAUGUAAUUCAAACUAUGAACAACAACCUUCAUUUAAACAUACUGUUUAAAUUAACUCGAAUUUUAUUAAAUCUGAAAGUGAUAACUACAGCAAGAAAGAAGAACUAGCCAGACUCCAGUCACUGCACGCAGAAACAGAGUUUAAAAAUCUACAACAAAUUCUGAUGUUAAAGCAGCUGAAGAGGAAGUUGGAUAAUAAGAAGACUGAUAUUAUAAACCAGUACAAAUUAAAGUUUCCCAACAAGGAUAUUGAAGAUGUUAGGCAGACAUUAGAACAUUACGUUGAACACAUCAGAGUAGUAUCUUUGAAUAAGGCGUUCAAACAAGAAAUUACCGAUUUGCAGAACAAUGAAAAUGUUUCUUUUCAAUCCAAUCAAAAGGCGGAUUUGUUGGAAAUUGAAAGAAAAUUGAAAUCAAAAAAAGAAGUAGUAAUUCAACAUAUGGGAAUAGUAUAUGAUUUGCUGGAUUCCUUUGUUAACACUCAAUUUGCUCUAAGGUCAACUAUGAGAAAAUUAAACCCUUACAUAUCAAACGUGGAUGAAAUGUUUUAUUCCCUCAGAGAAAACAUUACUGUGGAGGAAAUUAAGAUGUUCAAAGAAGUUCCUUUGGAUUUUGAUAGAAAACCUAUUGGCUCCGUUCCCAUAAAUCGAUUAUUGCGUAACAUUGACUUGGGUAGUAAUGAAAUGGCGUUGUUGGGCCAAAUUAUGGACAAUCCAUUUAUAACACAGGAAAUGGUCAUCUUGGAAUUUAUUCGCCAGAUGCGCAAAUUGAAAGAUUUGCAAUCUCUAAAAUACCCUAGAGAAAAUCUAAUAAAAUCUUAUUCACUGGAAGAGCUACGAAGCCAAGAAAAUCGCAUGAAAGAUAUUUUAAAAAAGUUAAAUAGUUUGUUAUUUUCCGCACAAUCGCACAAGUUUGCAGAUUUACCGACUGAAACUGAGAAGAUCUUAGAUUUAUGGAUUAAAUUACCCUUUAAAGAUUGCAUCCCUCCAACGAGAACAGCCGAUGGGAAAAAUUACAAAUAUUACGAGGAACAGAUUAAAUUUUAUAAGGCGCCUUAA
This is a messenger RNA of Phyllotreta striolata, 2030 nucleotides long. The record is from the annotation of a GenBank genome assembly. NCBI's taxonomy places the organism in Eukaryota, Metazoa, Arthropoda, Insecta, Coleoptera, Chrysomelidae.